Messenger RNA from Heterocephalus glaber (naked mole-rat), 3142 nucleotides. The record is from RefSeq and is a predicted model, not a curated record. Lineage: Eukaryota; Metazoa; Chordata; Mammalia; Rodentia; Bathyergidae.
GUGGCAGCACUGGCUCCGCCUCAGUUUCCUGCCUCUCAGUCCUUGGCUGCCGUGGCAACGGGCGCCAGGCUACCUUUGGUCCACCUCACCCGAAGAUGCUGCAGGAGGCAGGGGACAGAGAGGCCACAGGAAACUAUGCCCCAGACAUCUGUGGUCUUCUCCGGUAUCCUUGGGCCCGGUGGUAGCGGACAGGUGCAGCCCGGCAUGGGGGAGAGGGGCAGUGGCGCUGGGGACCUCAUCUUCCAAGACGGACGCCUUGUCUCCGGGUCCUUGGAGGCCUUGAUGGAGCACCUGGUCCCCACUGUGGACUACUACCCUGAUGCCACGCCCCCACUGACCAGCCCUGCCCUUGCCAUGCGAGCCAUGCCCCCCGCCGGCUGGGCUUUCUCUGCCACACGAAGCCCCCAUUCCUCAGCUGGGCUCCACCCCGCAGGCCUCUGGGUCGUCCUGGGGCACAAGAGGACAUUCAUCUUCACCUUCCUGCUGACCUCCCGAGUCUUCAUGCCCCCGCAUGACCUGCUGGCCCGCGUUGGGCAGAUCUGCCUGGAGCAGAGGCAGCAGCUGGAGCCUGGGCCUGAGAAGGCCAAGCUGAAGUCCUUCUCCGCCAAGAUCGUGCAGCUCCUGAAGGAGUGGACAGAGGCCUUUCCCUAUGACUUUCAGGAUGAGAAGGCCCUUGGCGAGCUCAAGGCCAUUGCGUACCGCGUCACCCAGUGUGAUGAGGAGAAUGGCACAGUGAAGAAAGCCAUCACACAGAUGAUCCAGAGCCUGCUGCUGUCCUUGGCUGCCCGGAGCCAGCUUCAGGAGCUGCGGGAGAAGCUGCGGCCACCAGCUGUGGACAAGGGGCCUGUGCUGAAGGCAAAGCCGCCGGCAGCACAGAAGGACAUCCUGGGCGUGUGCUGUGACCCCCUGGUGCUGGCCCAGCAGCUGACCCAUAUUGAGCUGGAGAGGGUCAGCAGCAUUCACCCUGAGGACCUGAUGCAGAUCAUCAGCCACACAGAUUCGCUGGACAACCACAGGCCAGGGCCCUCGGAACCUGUGACCUGCCUUACCCUUCAGUGCCGAGGAGACGUGGCCAAGACUUACAGCCUUGAGGCCUAUGACAGUUGGUUCAACUGCCUGAGCAUGCUGGUGGCUACCGAAGUGUGCCGGGUGGUGAAGAAGAAGCACCGGACCCGCAUGCUGGAGUUCUUCAUCGAUGUGGCCCGUGAGUGCUUCAACAUCGGGAACUUCAACUCCAUGAUGGCCAUCAUCUCUGGCAUGAACCUCAGUCCUGUGGCACGGCUGAAGAAGACGUGGUCGAAAGUCAAGACGGCCAAGUUUGACGUCCUCGAGCACCACAUGGACCCAUCCAGCAACUUCUGCAACUACCGCACGGCCCUGCAGGGCGCUACGCAACGGUCCCAGACGGCCAACAGCAGCCGAGAGAAGAUCGUCAUUCCUGUGUUCAACCUCUUUGUCAAGGACAUCUACUUCCUGCACAAAAUCCACACCAACCACCUGCCCAACGGACACAUCAACUUCAAGAAGUUCUGGGAGAUCUCCCGGCAGAUCCACGAGUUCAUGACCUGGACGCAGGUGGAGUGCCCCUUCGAAAAGGACAAAAAGAUUCAGAGCUACCUGCUCACAGCACCCAUCUACAGUGAGGAAGCUCUCUUCAUCGCCUCCUUUGAGAGUGAAGGCCCCGAGAAUCACAUGGAGAAGGACAGCUGGAAGGCCCUCAGGACCACGCUGCUUCACAGAGCCUGAGUGGGUCGCCUGCACCUGCACCUGCGGACGCCAAGACGCUCACGUGUGCGCUGUCUCAGUGGAUGUGGGUUGAGACCAGGAGGCCUCACUGGUUGGGGUCCAUUUUGUAUAUAACUUUUAUGAAAAAGAAAAUGGUAAUUAUUUCAUGCAUCAACCUUUGGCACUUACAAAGAUUUUUGUUUAUUUUGAGUAACAGGGCAGGGCCCUGCUUUGGGGAGGGGUGGGGAAAGAGUAUCAAGGGAGAUGGUAUCCACGAUAGCAUCUUCUAAUGAAAUGUAGAGUUUUAUUUUCUACUUUGAUUAUGAACAUCUUAUGAGAAAAUAUUUAGAAAAACCCAACCAAAAGCAGCAGCGUGAGCCCUGCCUGCUCGAACGCCUUCCCAGCCAGUCUCUGAUGUCAGGUUAGUGCCUUACAGGGUACUGGGGUCCGGUCUUUCUGCUCGAGCUCUGCCCUGGCAGCAGCUCCUGGGGAGGGGCUGGGGCGGCCGGAGGGUGGCAAGCCUUUGAUGCAGGCUUUCCAAAGUUUACAUUUUCAUUUUCUUUAUCAGGGAUUUAGGGGUCAGGGAGGGCAAAGGGAUGGCCUGGCAGUGUGUUUUCUGUGAGACUGCAGCUUGCAGAUUCUUUAAUUGCAUUUUGGAAAAGAACAAAUGUAAAACAACAGGGGAGUGAGUCCUGGCCUCCCGUUAGGGAGUUUAACUGAAAAGCACCCUGGGCUGUCAUGAGAUCAGAGUAGACUUGGGGAAGGUGAUGUUCAAAGCUGCUCCUGAAACCCCGCAGAGGGACGAGGAGCCCCAUUGGGUGUGUGUGCAGUGGCCAGUGCACACAGUCAGAACCCAAAGAUAGCCAGUCAAGUCUGCUGGAGUCCUUUCCAUGAAACUGCCCAAUCGGGACGGGUCCGCAUGCCCACCUGAGGCACCCACCCGUGUCUCACGAUGACCCAGCACGAGCCCUGGGUCAGUGGCGCUGUCACCCACGGCGACUGUCUCCCCCGGAGCACCUUGCCCUGCCCUCUCCUGGCUCUGAGGGCCUGAGCUGCACGUGCCCGGGUGUCUGCACUUUCCUGCCCAUGGGACGGAUUGCACAGGACAGUGCAUACUGCUCUGUUUACGCUUUGGGAUAAGAAAGGCUCAAAUUGAGAAUAUAUAUUUGGAUACAAAGUUAGAACAUUUCCCUGUGUGUUGAGGAGCCUUCAUGUCAGUGUGUGCUUGGUCUCAGUUCCAGUACUUGGAACAGUGUCCAUGUUUGCUACUUUCCUUUCCUGAUUUGAUACAUAGCCUAACUUUGAUGUUUUGGUCUCUGGAGAUGAUCUCUGAGUAUAAAGCUGUACCAUAAUGCAGGAUGUCAAUUUAGGUGUGAUUGGUCAUACUUGCAUCAAUAAAAGAACACGUUGUUCCCCA